AGGCUGCACCCUACCCGCUCGGCUGCGGCUGCGGAGCCCCCAGCCCAGCCCCGGCCCGUGGAGCCACAGCCCGUUCCCGGACGAGGCCAGCUGGACCCUUCGGGUCACUACAUCCAACCCAGCCAGGCCAGUGCCUCCCCACCUCCCUUUCAGGUGUGGCUCCUCUCCUUGCCUCCCAUUGCACUGUCCCCUGCCUGGCCAGCCCCUCCCAGACCUCAGGCUGACCCUCUCUGCUCCUAAACCUCCGUAGCCUGGCCACCAACCCCAGCCUUCUCUGUUCCCUCACCUCAGCGGGGGCCAUGAAGCCCCCCUCGGGGCCGGAGGAAGCCCGGCGGCAGGCCUCGGACAUCAGUGUGUUCGCCAGCAGCUGCACGCUACACGGGCUGAGCCAUGUCUUUGGUCGAGGAAGCCUGACCCCGCGCCGGGGGCUGUGGGCCGUGGCCAUGCUCCUGUCGAUGGCUGCCUUCCUCUACCAGGUGGCAGAGAGGGUGCGCUACUACGGGGAGUUCCAUCACGAGACGGCCCUGGACGAGCGCGAAAGCCACCAGCUCAUCUUCCCGGCCAUCACCCUGUGCAACAUCAACCCGCUGCGCCGCUCACGUCUCACGCCCAACGACCUGCACUGGGCCGGGCCCUCGCUGCUAGGCCUGGAGCCCUCUGAGCACGCCGCCUUCCUACGCGCGCUGGGCCAGCCCCCCACACCACCCGGCUUCAUGCCCAGCCCCACCUUCGACAUGGCCCGGCUCUACACCCGGGCUGGGCACACCCUGGAGGACAUGCUGCUGGACUGUCGCUACCGCGGCCAACCCUGCGGGCCUGAGAACUUCACUGCGAUCUUUACCAGGAUGGGUCAGUGCUACACCUUCAACUCCGGUGCGGAUGGGGCAGAGCUUCUCACCACCCCCAAGGGCGGAGCGGGCAAUGGGCUGGAGAUCAUGCUGGAUGUGCAGCAGGACGAGUACCUGCCCGUGUGGAAGGACAUGGAGGAGACCCCGUUUGAGGUGGGGAUCCGAGUGCAGAUCCACACCCAGGAGGAGCCACCAAGCAUCGACCAACUGGGCUUUGGGGCAGCCCCUGGCUACCAGGUUUUUGUGUCUUGCCAGCAGCAGCAACUGAGCUUCCUGCCACCACCCUGGGGCGACUGCAGCUCCGCAUCCCUAGACCCCGACUUUGAGCCAGAACCCGCUGGUCCCCUGGGUCCCCCCAGCCCCAGCCCCGGCCCCAGCCCUCCCUAUAGUCUAAUGGGGUGUCGCCUGGCCUGCGAAACCCGCUAUGUGGCUCGGAAGUGCGGCUGCCGAAUGAGUAAUUUUAGUAGUAAAGGUAUUAAUAUGAAGAAGAGGUUUACUCAGAGUUCCAAUAGACCAGGGAACGCGCACCAGGGCGCGUCCAGUGAGCAUUCCCGCCCCCUUUCCUCCAGGGAGAACGUACUGGUGCUGGACAUCUUCUUUGAGGCCCUCAACUACGAGACAGUGGAGCAGAAGAAGGCCUAUGAGGUGUCAGAGCUGCUAGGCGACAUUGGGGGCCAGAUGGGGCUGUUCAUCGGGGCCAGCCUGCUCACCAUCCUCGAGAUCCUGGACUACCUCUGCGAGGUGUUCCUAGACAGGGUCCUGGGAUACUUCUGGAACCGGAAGCGCUCCCAAAGGCCCUCCAGCACCCAUCUGGCCUUCCACCCCUCCCUGUGCCGUCACCAGGACUCUUUCUGCCUCCCACCGCACCUGCUACCUCGUCACACGGCUCUAGACCUGGUGUCUGUGUCUUCAGGGCCGAACCUCAACAUCCUGGACACGCUCUGCCUGCACAUGACUUUGCCAUCUUCAUCCCAAAUAAAGUUCUAGUGCAUCCGCC
Myotis davidii is the source of this 1845-nucleotide messenger RNA. It is a transcript of the gene ASIC3, whose product is annotated as acid sensing ion channel subunit 3. The record is from RefSeq and is a predicted model, not a curated record. Gene Ontology annotation, cellular component: membrane. NCBI's taxonomy places the organism in Eukaryota, Metazoa, Chordata, Mammalia, Chiroptera, Vespertilionidae. The coding region runs from base 300 to 1835 and encodes 511 amino acids. The transcript has 8 exons. Gene Ontology annotation, biological process: sodium ion transmembrane transport.